Molecule: messenger RNA, 1654 nt
Organism: Onychostoma macrolepis
Lineage: Eukaryota; Metazoa; Chordata; Actinopteri; Cypriniformes; Cyprinidae
Product: transmembrane protein 275-like
Exons: 2
Coding region: 118-567 (149 amino acids)
Source: RefSeq, a predicted model, not a curated record
AAGAGCCUGAAGAAUCACCUGAAACUGCCGGAGAUUCGCUAAAAUAGAAGAUAAAAGAAGCCAACUCUACGAAAUCUCAUCUUCUGUGGCCGAGAAGGUCAGCGGCAUUUAGAGAGGAUGGUUUUCUCUAAUGAAGAUGCGCAGUCAGGUGAGAGGAGGGCUCUCCGCUCUCAGGGGUUGCCCUCGCCGGCUCUUUGCUGCGCGUGUGGGCUCUGCAUCAUGCUGGCAGGCAUUAACAUCACCCUGGUGGGUGCUCUCGCUUUUACCAAACUCCUGCCCAUAAACAACCCUCCCAUCAUCAUCGGGCCCAUCCUCCUCUUAGUGGCCUUUUCAUUCUUUGGGGCGUGUUGCAUCUGCAGUCGGCGACCCAUCGGACAAAGCUCUCACAUUUCCGCCGGACGGGACCGUUGGCCGUUGAUGAGGAUGGGCGGAGCCGUGUUGGAGAUGGAGACCAGUGAGCCCACCCUACAGGACACCACAGCCAUUCAGCUCAGUCCAACAAACUCUCCAAGCUCCUCCCACCGCUGCAGCCCCACCCACCUUCCCGGAGCUCCGCCCCACUCUUAAGAAACCUAUGUGUCCUCAAAGGGAAAUAAUGUGAGUUUACAAAACCCCAUAGUAGAUGAUUCAUAUACUCAUAGUUUGGACAUCAAACUCUGUGAAUUUGCAAACGUCCACGGUCUUAAAAUGAGAUGUUUCUUAGUGUGCAUGAGCAGACAUGUGAGAGACCACUUUGGGAUGAAUUAUUUGAUGGAGGCGGUAAUGAAUUCAACUCACAGGGCCAGUCCGACCUUCGGAAGAAGACUUUGGUGGUGAAAUAAGAAAAGCAUAUCAUAAUUUCAUCAUCUCAGCCUCAGAAUAGUAUGAAAAGGAAGACUGGCUGAUAAAGGAUUAUUGCAGGAUCAAUUUGAAAGUAUUUGAGCCAGCGCUACCAUCCUUUCUGUCAAAUCAGAUCUGGCAAAUUGACUGUGAGCUUAAGUUUGUCCCUUAGAAAUCGUGAACAAUUUUGGCUGGUAAGAGAUGAAUUUAGUUCAUGCAGAAAAAGAUCAACCUUAUACUGCAAGAUUGCAGUGGAAAUACUUGAUUUUACUUAUUUACAUGAAUUCUCUGAUUUAUCAUGCAUGCAUGUAUUUUCCAUUUCCCCCUUUUGCAUGCAUAUCACGUAUACAAUACAAUUUUGAGUCUCUGUUAAAGAACAUUGUUAUCUGUGUGAUUGUGGAAUGUGUCUGAUUGUAUUGUUUUCGAAGAUAAAAUUGUUUAGUUGUACCUAUCGCAUUAUUAUUUAUUGAAAUAUGUAAUGAUGUAAACACUUGAAGCUAGAGAUGCACAGAUUUGACAUUUCUUGACAAUACUAAUAAGCUGCUAAUUAUUUUCAUGCUGUGGCCGCGCUAUAUUAUUUAGUCUAAAUAAAUGAAAAAUAAAACAAGCUAAUAUCAAAUGCUACAAGUGAAUUCAAGCAUCACAACACUAUAAUGUACAGUUUGAAAAAUGGAUAUUCAUUUUGAGAUUCGGUACAUUUAACGGUGUUAUUAAAGAUUAAGCAAGCAUUAACUGAUGGUAAAUGUAAUAUAACUGUACAAACAGAGAAAAUAAACGAACAAUUAAAGAUUCAUUAUUGACUGAUGUAAAAAAAAAAAAAAAAUUCUGUCAACUG